Messenger RNA from Tuber melanosporum (Perigord truffle), 503 nucleotides. RefSeq lists its product as uncharacterized. The transcript has 3 exons. The record is from RefSeq and is a predicted model, not a curated record. Gene Ontology annotation, cellular component: ribosome; cytosolic large ribosomal subunit. Gene Ontology annotation, molecular function: structural constituent of ribosome. Bases 1 to 441 code for a protein of 146 amino acids. Gene Ontology annotation, biological process: cytoplasmic translational elongation. Lineage: Eukaryota; Fungi; Ascomycota; Pezizomycetes; Pezizales; Tuberaceae.
AUGAAGCACCUCGCAGCCUACCUCCUUCUCGGCCUUGCCGGAAACGACUCUCCUUCUGCUGACGACAUCAAAGGUGUUCUGGGCGCUGCUGGUAUUGACGCUGAUGAGGAGCGUCUGUCUACUCUUCUGAAGGAGCUUGAAGGAAAGGAUAUCAACGAAUUGAUCGCCGAGGGCUCUACCAAGCUUGCCUCUGUUCCAACUGGUGGUUCAGGUGGUGGUGCUGCCUCUGGUGGAGCAGCUGCUUCCGGUGGUGCGGCUAUGGUUAGGAGGCAGUUUGCUAAUGAAUUCCAUAGGAGUCCGAGGAGGACAUGGGUUUCGGCCUCUUCGACUAAACGAAGCCAAUACCAAAAUAAAAAAUUGGAUACUUUUUUUUCUCCUGCUACAAAAGUUGCAAAAUACGGUUGGGUUACGGUGUUGCGUCUGUGGAUCAUUAUGGCAUAGAAGUUUAGGUUAAGGGCAUCGGCACCUCCGACCGGAUAUUUGAUCGCUCUCUACAAAGAAAA